AUGGCCCCAGCAGGAGAUGAAAAAAUACUCACGGUGACUGAUUGGUAUGAAUUGCCAUCACAGUUGGCGUAUAUUGAAUUGGAAAAUCAUACAAAUGAUUGUAGUAGCACCUUAGGUGGUGAAUCUGUGAGAGGAGUGAAGAGUAAUUUGAAGAGUAAAUUAACAGCACAUCAGCGUAUACAGGUCUUUAUCGAUGGAAUGGUGGAAGCUUGGUGUAAAGCACAUCAAAAGAAAGGAGAUAAGGUCACUUCGUCCAAUGAUAGUGAAUGGUGUUAUUGGUUCUAUUAUUGGUUAGGGGAUACUGUAUCCAGGGGAGUGAUUAGUAAUUUAUUCCAGAACGUUAUGAGCAAAAUUUAUGAUGAAUUGAGGAAUUUGAAAAUUGAACACCCAUGCGAAAAUGUGUACCCUGAUAUUUAUGAUAUAACCAUGUUUGAACAAAGGAGAAAAGUAUAUAAUUAUCAUCAAGAUUAUGCAACUAUACAGGAUCAGUUAAACAAAUCUGGACAACGCUGUGAUGGAACUUAUCAUAAGUACCUCAAUGACAUUGUUAGGGUUUAUAAAGAGGUGUGGGAUUAUUGCCACAAUGAGGAUCGUGGUUUUGAUGCGUACUGUAGAACAUUCAAAAAUGAAUAUGAAAAAUACAACAAUAGCGAUAAAGCAGAAUUUAAGUGCAACAAAGUAACAUCACCACAACGUAUGGAUUCCGCAGGUAGUGCACAACUUCCCGGAUUACGUGGAGCAGCACAUGAAAGUAGUGAAUUACAGGCUAGACUGCCAGAUGGAGAAGGUCCAUCAUCACCACAGCAAGAUUUUGGACCUGCAACCUCCUCCUCUGGAACCAACAACACCAAUAUGGCACCGGCUGCUAUAUCUGGUACAAUUGCCAUCACCACCAUUGGAAUGGCAGCAACCGCUUCGUUCUUUUUAUAUAAAGUAAGUAUACAUAAUUACCACGAAAAGCACUAUUAUAACCUUUUACCUUUUUGGUUUAGUAACAAUUUUGGUAACCAAUUUGGAAACAGCAGUAGCCGAGGAAGGAGCAGAAAAGGAAGAGAAAAAAAAACAACAACAAUUGAAAGCGACUUUGAUACUCUAACAGAUACUUCAACAUUUUAUUCAACAGACUUGUCUACAACAGAAACAGACACUUCUACCAUAUAUAAUGGUAGAUCAACAUCACCAGGAGCAAGAAGUAGUACACGGAAGAAUAGAAAUGUACAUUAUCAAAACAUGUAA
This is a messenger RNA of Plasmodium coatneyi, 1236 nucleotides long. Its product is annotated as Variable surface protein Vir7-like protein. Bases 1 to 1236 code for a protein of 411 amino acids. NCBI's taxonomy places the organism in Eukaryota, Apicomplexa, Aconoidasida, Haemosporida, Plasmodiidae. The transcript is spliced from 3 exons. The record is from RefSeq and is a predicted model, not a curated record.